Molecule: messenger RNA, 903 nt
Organism: Penicillium oxalicum
Lineage: Eukaryota; Fungi; Ascomycota; Eurotiomycetes; Eurotiales; Aspergillaceae
Product: oxygenase MpaB family protein
Exons: 1
Coding region: 1-903 (300 amino acids)
Molecular function (GO): oxidoreductase activity
Source: RefSeq, a predicted model, not a curated record
AUGUCGUCUUCUUCAUUGCCUCCAUCCCCGGUGGAUGAAAAACAAUUUGAAGCCACCGGCGCAACUUCUUCUCACAACACCUAUUCCAAUGAUUCCGGCCGUCUCCAUGCCCUGGAACAGCUGGAAAUUCUCCCUCAGAUUCUCAAUGAGGGAAUUCUCUUCGCUGGUUCCGGGGCAGCCCUUCUCCUACAGGCGGCAAUGCCCGCCAUCCGCGAAACUGAACAUCCCGAGGGCGGCCACCAGGCGCUGGCCACGGAACUCAUCGAUGCACUCCAAACGCACAUCAGUUAUAUCUCGACCUUGGUCUUCGGCACACAAGCAGAACGGAAAGCUCUGCUUGAUCUGCUGCAGCGUAACAAAGCCCCCGGUUUAGGCGAAGGUCGCAACAACCGCUUUGCUCACCACCCCGAGUUGAAACUCUGGAUGGCCGCCACACUCUACGCGACCGCGACGGAUUUCUAUCAACGGGUCUACGGCCGCGUCGAUUACCAGACGGCACAGCACGGGUACUCCGAGUUCACCCUCUUGAUCAGCUAUCUGGGCGUGCCUCCGGGGAUGUGGCCCGAAACGCGUCAGGCCUUUUGGUCCUACUGGGAUGAUCAGAUCUCGCGACUGACCGUCUCCGCCGAUGCGGCGGCAUUUGCCAAGGAUCUCCAUGAAAGUACCAAAAUGCCUGGAUGGGUGCAAAAGUUGAAGCCCUUCCUGCGAGCGGUCAUGGUCGAGAUGCUUCCGCCAAAAUUGCGAGAUGCGUAUGGUCUCCGCUCCACACGGAGCACUCGCUUUCUGUAUCGAUCCUGGAUGGGCUUUGCAACAGCCGUGUAUCCCGCCAUGCCGCACAAAGCGCGCUCAUAUCCAUUGAAAUACUAUCAAGACCGAAUGAGAAAGCAGUUGAAUGGGGCUUGA